Trifolium pratense (red clover) is the source of this 2243-nucleotide messenger RNA. RefSeq lists its product as uncharacterized. The transcript has 5 exons. The record is from RefSeq and is a predicted model, not a curated record. Lineage: Eukaryota; Viridiplantae; Streptophyta; Magnoliopsida; Fabales; Fabaceae. Bases 428 to 1750 code for a protein of 440 amino acids.
GACUAAAGAGUUAUUCACCAAACAAACAAUUGACUAAAAGAGUUAAAUCUGACGUGGCAUUCUUUGACAAACACGAAUCCACUAAACACCGUGACAUGCAAACGGCAACCGUGACUAAUACCGACGUGAUAUGAUAUGAUAGAGAGUCAUUCUAACAGCGUCAAUAUAGACGGCGCCGCUCCAUUUCUCUCUUCCUUCUCUUUUAUCUUUCUCUUCUUCUUUCCUCUCUCUCUCUCUCUCUCUCUCUCUCUCUGCAACUUUCUCUUCUUUCUCUCUCUUCAAAUUCCUUAACAACAACUCAAGUAAAGAACCUCUCUCUCUCUGUCCCUUUGUUUUCGUCAAAGGGAGGGAGCAGUGUUCACCGGUGAAUGGGUGCUUCUAGUGGUUGUGUUAAUAUAAGGAGUUAAAUAUUAUUGCCUACUUCAGAAUGGGUGCUGCUUGUUGUGUUGCAUCCAGAGAUAAAACUAUUCAAAGUGGACCAACCAGUGAAAUCGGGCAUAGGAAUGUUCGGUGUUCACCGACAUGGAGCUUGCGGUGGGAUCAUAGAGGCCGUGUAGCCGGAGAAGAUACUAGUAUUAAUUGGUUUUCUGAUGGUGUUAGCAGCAAUGGCAGACUCGAGAAUAAAAAUGAAUCACAUGUAUCUGAGGAUGGAAGCCCGUUGCAGAAUUAUCAAAGGAAUAGAUGGCAAAAGUCCCCAAUUUCUGAAGGAACUGCUGGACACACAAAAUCAUUUUCUGAUCAAUCUAUUUCAAGGAAUGUUUCCAUGGCUGAGAGAAUGGAACAGGUGAAGGAGUUAGAAGAAUCAUCAGCAGUAUCAUGUCCAUUUCCUUCAAAAACUUCACCCACAUUGUCUUCUACUUCGGUGUCAAUAUCUCCUCUGCCACCCCAAAGCCGCCUACCUCCAUCCAGCUCAACAGAGUCAACACCAUUAAGGUGGCCCUCCCAUUCCACAGGACACCAGUUAUCACGACAAGUUUCUGAUAGCCGAAUCAUGGGAUUUAAGUCACCUAGCAACUUUUAUGUAUCUGAAGAAAGGCCAGAGUUUCCCUCAUGGAGCAAUGAAUAUGGUAUGCACUCUGGUGGUGGAUCUUCAGAUUAUUGCUCUAGGCCUGGCUUUACUGAGCUGAUGGGCAAUUCUCACAUGGAAAGAUGGUCAUUUGAUAGUGAGUCAUUUGGUUUUAAUUGUGAAAGGUUGGCUAGGUUCAGUAGUGGGUUUUCAACUUCUCCGGUUGAUUCGCAAACGUGUGGUGUUUGCUCAAAACUCUUAACUGAAAAGUUGUCUUGGAGCAGUCAAAAGAUUAUUGCAAAUAAUGACCUUCCUGUAGUUUCUGUUCUUAUUUGUGGACAUGUCUAUCAUGCUGAAUGUUUAGAGAGUUUGACACCUGAAAUCAACAAGUAUGAUCCAGCUUGCCCUGUUUGCACUUUUGGUGAAAAACAAACCCGUAAAUUGUUUGAAAAAGCUUUGAAAGCUGAAAUGGAUUCAAAAGCUAGAAAUAAGAAAUCAAGGAAUCAAAUUGUGGAUAAUGAUAUUUAUGAUGACGAUGAUUUUGUUGUAUUUGAUCAGUUUAAAGAUAAAAGGCGUCAAAAUAAAGAGCUUAGAAUAGACUCUAAUUCUAUCAAGAGAAGCUCUUCUGGGAAACCUUUUCUGAGUAAACACUUCUCAUUUGGCUCAAAGGGUUCCAAAUGCAUGUUAGAUAAUCACCCAACCCGAAAGAAGGGCUUUUUUUGGGCAAAGUCUAGCAAGGAAUAAGCCGCUUUUUGGUUGUUGAGAGAUUCCGUUGUUGAUCUUCUCUGCAACCUCAGAUUGACUGAUGAAAGGGCAAGAUGUCAUUCAUCAAGCUUUGAUUUUUGAGCAUCUGCAUACACCAAUGUGCAGCAAGUUCAAAAGGAUUAGAGACUGAAAUUACUCUGUAAAGAAGAAAAGUGUAAACAUACAGAAGGAUAAGAUAAGUAUAUGAAGACAAAGAUAGUGUUUAGAGACCAAAGUUCUUUAUAUAUUUUUGUACAGAUCAAUUUGUUUAUUGCAUGGAUAUAUAAUUCAUGUAUCCAAAUGAUGUUCUGUUAUCCAUUGUUAUACUGAUGUAAUUCAGCAUACAUGUCUUUAGGGUGUAUCAGGUGUUGGGCAACACCAAUUUAGUUUGGUUAAGUUAGUUGUGUUCAGUGAAAUACUAGUAACAUUUCCAAAAGGAGCUUGUAUCUGAUCAAUGAUUUAUUGGUUUGAAUUAUUUGUGAUUUUGGUAGCA